GUUAGCACAGCUGACUCUAAACGGAUCUAAGUAUUUGAAUGUAUUUGAAUCUCUUAUCGAAUCGUAAUCCAUAGCAAAUUAAAUUAAAUAAUUUUUCAAAAUUUAUGAUAUUAAAAUGUUUCAGAUAAAUAUUAUAAUAUAAAACUUUAGUUGAUUCAGAUUCAAAUUCCUAAAAUUCUAUCCCUAAUCACCCGCCAUCCUCUCCAGGUUGUUUAUCAGGAGUAGUACUCAUAUUUAAAGAACCAAAAAGCGGAGAAACAAAAAAAAAGAGAGCAAGUGCGAAAGAGAGAGGGAGGGAGGUAGGGAGGGAGGAAGAGUUUCAAUACUUGUUACGUUUGCUAGAGUCGUUGCCUUCACCGGAAAAAAUUCCUCCAAAGAGUCCAACUAUGGAAGGAACAAAUUCGGAAGCCAAGUUCUCUGUUACGUCCAUUCAUCAAUCGGUUUUCAAAACCCAUUCAAAUCCCCAAGCCUUCUCUGCUGCUUCUCCUUCGUCUGCUUCCACUUCUUCCUCUUCAUCAUUUGGCCAUUGCAAUUCAAGACUACCCUCUCAAAGCCUCGCCUAUGUUAAUUCUCCGGCAGAUGGAAUAACCGCGUCUGCUUCUGUUGAUGUUUCAGAUAGAGACCUAUUCAAGGCCAGCAACAGAAGUAAAGCCCUUGAUAUUCCUUUUCUUGAUUCUUUUCCACCUGGUUAUCGUUUUUCCCCUUUUGACGAAGAGCUCAUCGUUCAUUACUUGGACAACAAGGUUGCCAAUCGCCCUUUGCCAAAAAACAAGAUCAUGGAGGUUGAUCUUUACAGCUAUAAUCCCGAAGAUCUUGCAGUGGAGUAUCGGCACUGCGGGGAGAAAGAAUGGUACUUUUUUACACCGAGGGACAAGAAGUAUCCAAACGGAAGCAGACCACGUCGAGCAGCCCGUAAUGGAUUCUGGAAAGCAACCGGAGCUGAUAAAUGUAUCAAGCAUGGAAACAAGGUGGUUGGAUAUAGGAAGGCACUUGUUUUCUACACGAGAACGAUCCAUGAGAGUAAAAAAACGAACUGGAUCAUGCAUGAAUAUAGGGUCAGCAAUGCACCUCCACGAACCAAAACGAGUGCCAAUGACAUGAGGUUGGACGACUGGGUUCUGUGCAGAAUAUACAAGAAAGAAGGCAAAGGCAAUACCAAAAAUCGACAGUCUAAUGAAGAACAAUCUCCACAACAGUUAGAUGCUGCUGCUGCCAAUGUUGCUAUGGGAGUUGAAAAUGAAAGCGAAGCUCCAGGCUACACAAACACUCUCGGUGAGUAUCAGCAACAUGUUCCAAUGCAAAUGCAAGAGUUUCCACCUUCAUUUUCACACGUUCCUCCUCUUGACAAUAACCUCGCAAUGAACAACUAUGGUGGUCAUAACCAAGCAAUGUUCGGAGCUCUCAAUUAUCAACAGGGAAGUUUUGUUGAACCCAAGUAUGUAUCUUAUGGGGCUUAUAAUAUUUACGGUGCUGAUAUGGCACCACCAAUGCUAGAGCCCAUUCAGAUGGUUCCUGCAAAUCAGAACGUGUUCACCUCUAGAUAUUUGAAUGAGAAUGGUUGUGAGUUGAAGGCAAGGUCAUCAGAGGAUCAGUAUGAGUGUUGUUAUUUAAAUUAUGAGGAGAAUGCUGAUGACGCAAUGGGUACGCAGGUACCUCCUCCGCCAUAG
This is a messenger RNA of Manihot esculenta (cassava), 1667 nucleotides long. Its product is annotated as NAC transcription factor 32. The transcript is spliced from 3 exons. The coding region runs from base 387 to 1667 and encodes 426 amino acids. NCBI's taxonomy places the organism in Eukaryota, Viridiplantae, Streptophyta, Magnoliopsida, Malpighiales, Euphorbiaceae. The record is from RefSeq and is a predicted model, not a curated record. Gene Ontology annotation, molecular function: DNA binding. Gene Ontology annotation, biological process: regulation of DNA-templated transcription.